This is a messenger RNA of Neodiprion virginianus, 8563 nucleotides long. RefSeq lists its product as uncharacterized. Gene Ontology annotation, cellular component: nucleus. The coding region runs from base 142 to 5502 and encodes 1786 amino acids. The record is from RefSeq and is a predicted model, not a curated record. Gene Ontology annotation, molecular function: zinc ion binding; DNA-binding transcription factor activity, RNA polymerase II-specific; RNA polymerase II cis-regulatory region sequence-specific DNA binding. Gene Ontology annotation, biological process: regulation of transcription by RNA polymerase II. NCBI's taxonomy places the organism in Eukaryota, Metazoa, Arthropoda, Insecta, Hymenoptera, Diprionidae. The transcript has 20 exons.
AAAAGUACAAGUGUGGAAAAAAAGUUUUUUACCCUUGGUUCUUCGGCGAAAGCUCAGAUUGUAUACAACAACGUCGAAAUCGACCCCUCAACGAGUGUUAACGAGAGCAGCAUUCCGAACGUGAAAGCUGGCUGCCUCGGAAUGGCGGCGAGAAAGACGAGGCAGAAUCACUCCAUACAGCAUCUCCUCGAGCUCCCAAGCUCGGCGAGACCUGCAAGAAAAACGCCCCCCGAACCGGACAAAGAAUCUCAGCAACACCCGACGCCUUCUACACCUCGACAAGUGCCCGUCACCGUUUUGCACCCGACACCAAAAAAGCUGUACCUGAGCAAAACCCGACAAGCUGCCCUCCGCGAAGAUAUCCAACAGCCGGUGAGCCGCGGCGUGGCGGCCAGUCUCACGCAUCCCGUUCACCUUAACGCACACCAAGAAGAGUUGUCCGUCGCGCGGCGGGACUUUCCCCGCCAGAUCAUGAACAAGGUGGACGACCGGGGCAGAUCCCCGGCGACGACGAGACGACCGACAUCCGCAACGUCAUCCAUCUUACCGCCGAGUCCCGAGGAACCACCGACGCUGGUGGAACUGACCAGUGUGCCGGGUGGACAGAAUGCAAUGGCGCACCUUAAGAAACGGAAGCUGGAAGCCGAGACCGCAACUCCAAAGCCAAAGCAGCAGCCUCUAAACAACAAGAAGGUGAUCGCUCAGCAGAGCGUCUCCCAGGACCUGAUGGAGGCCGCCGACACGGCGGCUAAACGUCGUAGAAAAAGCCUACGAGACGAAGAGGUUCGGAAGCAGAUAGAGAUGGAUGCCUCGAAGGUGAUUCCGCUUCCGCAAAAGAAGCGGGUUUUCACGACGAGCAACUCGGGAAGCCCGGCGAGGAAGACGAUAAAAAAUUCGGAAGAACCCGAGGACGACGAGACGCUGAUUCGGGAGACAGAAGCGGCCCUGAAGAGUUUGUCGGGAAGCUGGCCUGGUCCACGCGGUUCGUUUUACCAGCGCGGCAACUCCGACGAAGACAAGUACGAAUCGAGCUUUGAAAAUCUGUUCGAAGAGAAGAAAGAGAACCCAAAAAUGUCACCGUCGUCACUAUCGACGUGUUCAAACGCAAGCAACGAGGCCGGCUGCUCCUUGAAGGAUGUGAUCACGUUGCGAGGUCAGCAGGAGAGACGCUCACUGCAGACAGGAAGCAAGCAUCAGCAUCAGCACCAUCAACAACAACAACAACAACAACAGCAGCAGGUACUGCACCAGAAUAAAAGUAGAAAAGAUCUUGAGACGAUGUUGAAAAUCGAAAACGAAUAUGGCACUGUUCAGUCUCAGGUUGGUCCCGGCGUUGGUCAGGUUCACAACGAGGUGAAGAGGUCAUCCGGGGGUGGGAGUGGUUCCGGUGGUGGUGGACGUCCAAUUGGCAAGGACAGAAACAGCAGUGGUCAUCAACCGGCGGAAAAGUACUCGCGAUACGAUCCUCCGGAUUUCAACGAGCUCGUGGACGACUCCUCGAACGAGUUGGAGAUCGACAUGUCGGAUCCGGCCGCGGAUAAGGAGGACGGUGAGCGGGAUAAGACCGACGGUAAGGACAAGGAACGACCCCCGAAGAGUAACGCAUCGCCGCAGCAAAACACGGCCAGGCAACAGCUCUACUCGAGUGGCUUCCACCAGCGUUCUUACAACGAGGCUAAGAUCUCCUCGAGCGGCGGUGCCGCGUCGACGACGUCCCCGUUCUCCACCGCCUCCGCCUUCCGGCCCCCGAACACGGAGCACUCGAAGGUGGCGGCCGUCAGCCGCGGCGGAUCGUCGAGCACCGUGGCCCCCGUGACCUCCAUUCCACCCAUCGGUCCGUACCCAGCGGCCGCGACCUUCGUCGGCUAUCCACCGGCCGGACCGGUACCAGUGAUGCCGGUCCCGCAGCCGCUGGCCGGGAUGUCGACACCCGGCGAGGAGAAGCACGGCUCGACGGUAUCUCUUCUGCAGUUAAAGUCACCCAAGGACGACGUCCAGCCACCCCGAGAACCCCAGAUGCCUCCCACGACCGCCAAACCUCCCGGAAUAACUGCGGCACCCAGCCCAGACCCGAAUUCAAAACAAUACACCAUUCUUCAGCCGGCAGGCGUUGGCUCGAGGGCUGCGAGUGCGAUUCAGGACAUCGCGAGAGAAGGUGUCGUCAGUGUCGCCGCUGUCAGCAGCAGCAGUAGCAGCGCAAGUCCUGCCGUUGGCGACGUCUCGACCACCACCGGAAGUGGACAGCCGGACAACUCUGUGAUGAAGUUGGCCGAACGACCCGCGACCUUCGACGGCAUCAGGCCUGGUAUGUCGAUGUCACCCUCGAGCCUGAACAGAGAAGGCAACAAGUGCCCGACGCCGGGCUGCACGGGCCAGGGUCACGUGACCGGUCUAUACUCACACCACCGCAGCCUUUCGGGAUGUCCUCGUAAGGACAAACUGACGCCAGAGAUUCUGGCGAUGCAUGAGACUAUUUUGAAAUGUCCAACUCCCGGUUGCAACGGUCGUGGCCAUGUCAGCUCGAAUCGGAACACACAUCGAAGUCUCUCAGGUUGCCCCAUCGCCGCGGCGAAUAAGCAGGCCGCACGCGAGGCUCGUCACAAGGCUCAAGUAACGGGAAUGCCGCCAGAAUACAUAAGUACAAAUCUACUGCCGAGGUCGAUGGAUACCAAGCCGUAUUCGCAGUACGGUACGUCGUCCCAAGAGGGUAAUAAUAAGCCAGUGGCAUCACCGUCUUACGAUUACUACGCAGCUACGAAAGCUGCCGGAAUAAACAUAAAACCCCCUAAAACACCGGAGGAGAGUGGACCGCGACAAGUGAAGGUUAUACCAAAGUCGGAGUCGGGUGGCGGUAGCAGCAACUGUUGCAGCGCGGGUGGAUCGUCGGGAAGAAGUCAGCAGCCUGAAUUGCUGGUACCAAAAUCCGAGGAAACGUCGUCCUGCCGUGGAAGUUCACCCCCGCUUCCGCCACCGCCAGUAAGACAAACGUACGACUCUUAUCUGAACCAGGACUCGAACUCAUCCUCGAUGUCGUCGAUGGACGCCAUGGCCUCCAGGUCGAUGGGCCCAACGAUCCACCAUCCGAGCCAAAUAUCCGGACAGCAACACCACGUCCUCCCGAUGCAGCCGACCGUCACCUACCCCAUGCCGAUGGUCGAAGACACCAGGAUGUCUCACCAAAUGGCCCAACGCUCGCCCUACGAGUCGGCCGCGAUGAUGACCACCUCCUCCGAAGACCUCUACCACCACAGGUCCGCGGAACACGCCAGAGCCUACAUGCACCCCGUGGCCGGAAACAUUGCCAGGCCCGUGGUCACCUACUCCAACGAGAUUGCCGCCGCUCGAGCGUACGACAGCGCCGUUGUCAGCGCAGCGAACCACCGACCAUACGACCCGGGCACCGGCUCCGCCUACGAGAGGUACGAGGGUCAACCCUGCGCCCCGCUCCAGCCUCAGCCUCAGCAGCAACAGCAGCAGCAGCUCCACUCCAGGGCGAACAUGUACUACUUGGGUCAGACGGGGAUGACGCCCGAGGAACAGGAAAGAGCGUACCACCAGGAGGCCGCGGCGGCAGCGCAGCAGCACCAGAUGGCAAUGGCUGCCGCGUCGGCGGCUGGAAUGAUGAAAUCUGAAGACGUAUUCGCUCUUUCCUUUUCAGUCAAGUGCAUCACCGCUGCUCAGGCGCAACAGAUGCAGAAGUCAGGGGGACCCCCAACGUCGCCGGGAGGAUCGGUAAUGGACCUGUCUACGUCUAGUGUUACUUCCACGAGCCCCCAGGCUCCACCUUACGGUUCCAACAGCCUCAGUCCUCAGUACGGCGGCGGACAAACCGUCGGCGGAAGUCCACAGGCGGCAGCCAGCCCUCACCUAACCGCGAGUCCUCAGGUCCCGAGUCCCCAGGGUCAGACCCUGGAUCUCAGCGUCAACAGACUUCACAGCGGCGCACCCAGUCCGCAAUACUCGACUGCCCACGGUGAGGCCGUCCCGGUUCCCGUAGGACCAGGAUUUCCCCCGCCGAGACCAAUCGAGGAGCAAACGGAACCCGUCGACUUUUCAACCGCCAACGAACCCGUCAACUUCAGUGGAGGACCCGGCAUUAGGCCUGUUCCCGGAUUCCCACCGCCCGGUGUUCACGCUGCGGCAUACAGCCGCGAAAGCACUCCGGACAGCGGGGGAUCCCAUUACAUGGACGCCUACCGUGAUCCUACAGCGAUGUUACCGGAUCUCGCGACUAUUCCAGGGUACGGACCAAUGAGCCCGCAUCCUGGAUACGGGAUGGCUGGCGUCCAAGCCGAAUACCCAGGAAAUACCUACACCCCGUACCCGACGGCGGGCUACAACUGCGGAGGAGCUUAUCCCGGCGGCCCAGUCACGUCCGGGUACCAAAUUCCUGCGGGAUACACCCCGGCGCCCUGCUACAGCAUGCCACCACCUCAGCACACGAUUGGUUCCCUGGACAAACCAUCGGGAAAAGACGACAGUCUCUCCGGAUGUCCGCGUGCCGAUCGUUCGCAAAUUCAGGCGCAUUCCCAAGAACUGAAGUGUCCUACACCUGGCUGCGACGGAUCGGGUCACGUGACCGGAAAUUAUUCUUCUCACAGAAGUCUGUCCGGUUGUCCAAGAGCCAACAAACCAAAGAGUAAACCGCGCGACGGUCAAGAUUCCGAACCACUGAGAUGUCCCAUACCCGGUUGCGACGGGUCUGGCCAUGCCACUGGCAAAUUCUUGUCCCACCGCAGCGCAUCCGGUUGUCCGAUAGCGAAUCGGAACAAGAUGCGAGUCCUGGAGUCCGGAGGAACGGUCGAACAGCACAAAGCGGCAGUGGCAGCAGCGACGGCGAUGAAAUUCGAGGGUGUGAAUUGUCCGACGCCGGGAUGCGACGGUACUGGACACAUAAACGGUUCGUUUCUCACGCACAGGUCGCUGUCUGGGUGUCCAGUGGCUGGGCACACGGUGAAGAAACCGAAAUUCGAAGACAUGUCGAACAUGUACAGCAAAGGAAUCACCGGAAUGGACACCGGCGGUCCUGUUCAGGGUGGCUCUAUAGGGGCGAAUCAGGGGAACACGGUAAGCGGUGUCGGUGGUCAGGGCGAGGACCUUUACACACUGGAGGCCGAGAUCACGGAACUUCAGAGGGAGAACGCACGCGUCGAAUCCCAAAUGCUGCGCCUGCGCUCUGACAUCACCGCUAUGGAGAGCCAGCUGAAACAGGGAGACAAGGAAUCCACUGUGAUAUCUCAGCGGAACAACAACUUGAACGAGUAUUACGAGUCGUUGAGAAACAACGUGAUAACCCUACUGGAGCACGUGAGGAUCCCAAACGGGCCGGGAGGUGGUGGUCCCCAAGAAAAGAUGGGUCACGAGAAUUUCGACAGCUACUUAACAAAGCUGCAAACAUUGUGCACAGCGGACGGUUACUGCGCCGACGAGAACAACAGGCCGAUAUACGAGACGGUGAAAACCGCCCUGCAGGACUUUACCGUGUUGCCGACGCCCAUCUGAGACCAUCCGGAUAAUAAUUUCACCCUCGGGCAUAAUUCGCACCGCAAUCACACAACGUUCGAAACUUACCAGCAACGCUAGGACCGCCGAGAUGAUAUUGUCGUCUUUAUAAAUACGUACGUAAAUAAUUGUUACAACGUUGAGAUCCUAAGCAGCUAAUUUCUAAUAUCGGACAACGAAGUCGGAGAUUAAUGAUGAAUACGUUAUGUACGACAAAAAUUAAAACACGCGAACGGUUUCUUUUUUUUUUUUUUGUUUUUUUUGUUUUAAUUUUCAAUUUCGAUUACUAUUGUUUUCUCGCGUCUUUUUUUUAUUUAUUUUAUUCACCCUCCAGUUUAUUCAAUGACACGGAUAACUGUUGAUAUUGACUGUCGAAAAGUAGUGAAAAUAGAAUCGAGUGUUUUAUUUUAUCCAGUUUAAUGAAUUAACGUCAGGUGUGAUAAAAAAAAUCACGCGACAUUGUUAUCUACGACGUAGGGACUCCGUGCAAUAUUAUGUUAGGUAUUUGUUUUGAAAACGAUCAUCGCAAUGCAUAAAACAAAACGGAUAAUUACAUUAUGUACAGGCAUGAACGAAGUUUUAAAAACGUGUAAAACAAAGGUGUUCGCAAACGGUAUAAUAAUGAUAUAUAAUAAUAAUAAUGAUAACAACAAUAAUAAUAAUAAUAAUAAUAAUAAUAACAGUAAUAAUAUUAAAAAUAAUAGUAAUAAUAACGCUAUCGUAAUUCCAAUCCUCUGAUAUUAAUGACAAAGUGGAUGUGUUUUAAUCUGAAAGGGAAUAACGUGAAACUGCUAUAAUUUGAUCGAAUGAAAAUGUUUUGUACAUACACCCGAUAAGUGUAAUAUGUAAUUAUUAUCAAUAAUCUCACUAUCAACGGUUGUAAAUAUCAAUUUCAGAGAGGGGGAAGAAAAAAAAAAAACGUGAGGAAAAAAGACGCUGAAAAGAACGAAAAAAUAACGACGCUAUCGAGUUGUGUAUAAAAAUGAAAAGGAAAUAAGAAAAAAAAUAAGAAAUGAAAACGAAAAGGAUACUAACUAGCGUAGAUGUAUAUUGGACCUACUAUAUAUAUAUAUAUAUUUACAUAUUAUUCGUACGCCGGUAUUCGCAAUUAAUUAUACUGAACAGCAAAUAUGCUAGGUAUGAUAUAUAAGACCGAUGAAAAUUUGUCCAUAACUUGUAAAUAAUAAUUUUUGAAAUAUACUAAGGAUAUGAGUUUCUAUAGACGAAUUCGCGAAUAAAGUACUCCUCGCCAAUAGGGACGACUCAACGAUUGAUCGUCGUAUAAAUUUAUUAAAUUCAAUGUUAUUCAAUUGCAAAAUUGCCUGAUGGCGCAUCGGUUGCAUCAGAAUUAUUCAUCAUUUUUCUAAUCAUCGAUACUCCGCCGAUCCACGUUGAAUAAUUAUUACAUGAGUAUGAAAAAACAAUUUAUCGGUUAAUGUGCAAUAAUUAUUUCAAUUAUUGAUGAUAUUAUUAUUAUUAUUAUUAUUAUUAUUAUUAUGGUGAUAUUGCCUAGUUGCUAUAAUAAGUUGUUAUCGUCGCGUUAACUUGUUUAUUAUUUAUUAUUUAAGUAGUGCAAAUGUUCAUUACGACGAUAUUCUUUCACCAACUACCCGAAAUGAAUAUUCACUUGUUGGGAUACGAAAAAUUUAUUGUCGAAAAACCUGUGCGAUUUCAAUAAGGAAGAGAAAAAGAAAAAAAAACAACCUCAAAUAAGCAAAUUGUCUUGUUGCAGCAUAAUUUUUAUUGAUACUUGGUUCAAAGAUAUCCGUAAUUAUUGCAAAUUAAUUUUGAAAUGAGCUGUAAUGUCAUGAAUUAAUUCUUUUGAAUUUUACCGGGUGUGUAUAAAUCAUUGACGUUGUAUAUAAGAGAGUUUGUAUAACUGAAACUUGCAAGGCAAACUGAAACUCCCGAAAAUUCAACUAGCCCCGGUAUUUUUUUUCUUCUUCUUUUUGCUUGCAUUCCGCUAAUGCGUUACACCGUUUUACUCUGUACAUAGAAAAUAAACACAUAAAUUAUCUCUAAACAGCCAUUUAUGAAAAUAUGCGAUAAUAAUAAGGUAUACAAUAUUAUUAUUGUAACUACUAGUCAGUAAACGGAAACACAUGGAUUAAUAUUAAAUAUUCAUAGCAUAAAAGUAAAUACAGAAACAGGUAAAAGGCAACAAAAAAAGAAAAAAAAAAAAAAAUUCACGAUUCGAGAAAAAAAUGAAUUACUUACAGUAAGAAAGGUAGAAGAAAGAAAAAAAAAUCUCUUUUAAACAACAACGAUUCAAUUCAAAACCAAAUGUGCAAUAACAAUUAAUGACGAUAUCGAAUAUGUGAUUAUAAUUUUCCUAUACAUUAAGAUUGGAUUAUAAAAAGAAUUUGAACAAGUCUUUCCGUUUGGAAGAACUGACAUUAUACGCUAUUAAUUUGGGUGUGAUUUAUCGAUUGUUUGAAAAUAAAAAAAUAAAAAAAAAAAAAACAACCAAAUCGUAUAAUAAUCAAUGCCAAUAAUCUGGAGCACCUGAAGUUAAACUAUUUAUGUACUGCAAUUUGCUCUGUCACGAUAUUAUAUAAUUUUUUGACCAUGGAUGAUAUUCGUUAGAACGUGAUAAUGUAUAUAACAGUAGGAUAUUUGAUUAUUUAUUGAGUAAAAAAAUAAAUAAAUAAAUAAAAAAUAAAAAAUGCGGCAAAUGUUGAAACGGAUUAUUAUGGUUUAACCGUCGUCUAUAUAAUAUAAUAUAUAAAUAUAUGGGACGUUUUACGGCGUUUGCGACCAACGUUUGACCAUCUGCACCCCUCUUGAUUUUAACCUCUAUUUUUUUUACGCUGUAGUAUCGCUUGAAAUAAGAAUCUCAGAUUUUCAUUCAAAUUUUUCAAGUUAUCCUCAAGUCGGGAAUUAAAAUCGGAAAACUUGAAAAAAAGUCACAGCUUUUCAUUUCAAAUGAUACUGCAACGUGUAAUAUCAAGGAUCAGAUCGCGAUCGGAUGCAGAAGAUCAAACGCUGGUCGAAACGGCGUGGAAUGCCCUGUGUAUGGUAAAAAAAAAAAAAAAAAAAAAGUACCACGCUACUUGAAAUA